AUGUCCCUAUUUGCAGCAGAUGCUGCUCUUGGUAGCAUUAUUAACAACUUUACUAUAUUCGCAAAGGUGCCUGAUACUUUAAAACAACAAAUUAAAUUAUUUUACGUUUUCGAUGACGGUGUCGGACAUAACGUAGUGUUUGUGACAUCCGACGACUCGGUGUACGGCAUGGGUAUCAACGUUGACGGCGAGCUCGGGUUCGACAACAUCGGGCCCGUCGAGAGCGCCCGACUUAUGUCCGGAUUAUGUCAGCAAAAUAUACGAAAAUUUUUUCACGGCUCCCUAUUUGUGUUGGCAAUAGAUGAACGAUCUAGGAUCUAUAGUUUUGGACAUUUGAGCUGGGUGCCCCAAGAUGAUGGUCAAUUAGGCAGGGAUACUAGUGGCGACGAUUUUUAUAAACCAACUCUACUACCAUAUUUUAGCAAUGGUAACAUAAAGAUCAGCCAGGUUAGUUGUGGCAAUGUGCAUACUCUAAUACUGGCAGCCAAUGGACAGGUGCAUGGGUGGGGUGGUAAUAAACAUGGACAAGUAGGCUGCGGUAAAUUGGACUCGGAUAAUGUGUCGGACCCGAAAAUUAUUGUAUUUCCCGAUGGACACCAAAAUAUAAAAUUAUCAAGGCAAAAGCGUAUUCUGACACGCCUUGACGCAAAAUCUAAAGAAAAUAUACUAAACGAAGCUAGUAACUUAAUUACCCUGCGCAAUGAAUUCAGCACCGACUACCAGAUGUAUGUCAUAGACUACGUGAACUCGUGGCUCGAAAACGACUGUCUGUACAUCGAAAUGGAAUUGUGUUACGAUUCGUUGAAAAACUUUCUAAAAGUACUGCAAUCGGUAUCCGAAACGGAAUCCGAAUCCGGUUUCCGAAUACGAAUGGGUUUCGAAAUUCUCAUCGAACUCACCGAAUGUGUGCAGUAUUUACACGAUCACCAUAUUAUUCAUAGGGACCUCAAACCGGAUAACGUGCUAAUAGCCAGGCACAUUCAGAUGAACCAGACGAGAUAUUUAAAAUUAUGCGACCUAGGUGUUUCUAAGGACUUUCGUAAUUUAGAUUCGUUUAGCAUGUCGGCAGUGCAACAGACACAGGAAGUGGGAUCACCCGACUAUAUGGCACCCGAAGCUGAAGAGGAUUCAUAUAAUCAUAAGAUUGAUAUCUAUAGCCUGGCUCUCAUUGGGGCAGAGAUUUUUGGAUUCAAUAAAAAGAAUAUCACCCAGGGAAAAAAACUUGAUUAAUAUGACAGAAAUUUUGGAUCAAAGAACCAAGCUCAUAAAUGCAAAUUCCCAAUACUGCAUUGAAUUUUACAGUUUAUGGAUUGAAAAUAAGCUCAUACACGUUCAAGUUGAAAGUUGUACUCAAAAUCUACAUGAUGUUAGCAAGGAUAAAUCAGUGAUAUUUAAAAACCAAAAUUCUGUCUACAUGAUUUGCAUUGAUUUCUAUAUAUCGUAUGAAUUAAUGCGAGAACUCUUACAAUGCGUUUACGAUUUGCACCAAACGGUCGACACCGACACCAAUGGGGAACUGGAGUGCAUUCACAGCGACUUUAUUACUGAAAAUUUUUUAAUUU
Messenger RNA from Oppiella nova, 1562 nucleotides. Lineage: Eukaryota; Metazoa; Arthropoda; Arachnida; Sarcoptiformes; Oppiidae. The record is from the annotation of a GenBank genome assembly.